AUGUGGAGAGAUUCUUCUUCAGCGAAUUCGGCAUUCUCCCUGAUCAACUCACUGCAAACAUUCGACUUCAUAAUUGCCCUCUACACUCUGGCUGACGUCUUGACCAUCACCCUGCCCAUUGCCAGGAGCAUUCAAGCGGAGGACAUGGACUUAGUCUCUGCAUUUGAGCAACUCGACGCAUUGAGAGCAACAUUGGGAACGUGGCGUCAAGAGGCGGAGACUGCUUUCUCGAAGAUCUUUUUAGAAGCUGCAGAAAAGGCUGAACUUCUUGGGAUUGUUGUGAAGUUACCUCGGACUUCUCAACAAACCAAGCGUUUCGAUGCUCCAUCGGCAUGCCCAGAGGAAUAUUACCGACGUGCCUUGUUCAUCCCGUUUCUCGAUGAUAUCCUGAUGGACUUAUCAAGUCGAUUCGGUAUAGAAAAGAGGAAAUUUGCCAAGUUGUCUCUCUUGGUUCCUAUCCACUUGAUUCAAAGAGAGAUACCCACGUCUGAAUGGGAAGAGUUGGGAGGUUUCUACUGGAAACUGUUGACUCCAAUCGGACGUGAAGCCGCUGUGAGGAUGCUGUACUCAGAAGUUCGCUCUUGGCGAGAGAAGUGGUUACAUGCAUCAGAACCACCCAAGACAGCCUUGGAAGCUUUGGCCGCCUGCAGCAAANGCGGACUGCUGCGUAGGGCAGAGGGUUUCCCACCACCAGGAAAAUUCCUGGACCCCAUGAUCAAUUCUGAUCCUGUGAAUAUCCCUAGAGUACCUCUUAGGUCAGAAGAUGAAAGGAAAGUGUAA
Messenger RNA from Darwinula stevensoni, 780 nucleotides. The record is from the annotation of a GenBank genome assembly. Lineage: Eukaryota; Metazoa; Arthropoda; Ostracoda; Podocopida; Darwinulidae.